This is a messenger RNA of Caenorhabditis bovis, 522 nucleotides long. The record is from the annotation of a GenBank genome assembly. Lineage: Eukaryota; Metazoa; Nematoda; Chromadorea; Rhabditida; Rhabditidae.
AUGAACCGCCCAACCAUUUUCUUUGCACUUCCUCUUCUUCUAUUCGUUUUCGUCGACUCGAAGCCUGCUGAGCCGAACGGAUGCGAAUCGUCGUAUGCGAAAUGCGAGAAUGAAUGGGCCGACUUGAAAUUUCGUCUUCGAGAGAUGCGAAAUUUGACGGAUUUUCAAAGAACACCGAAAAAAAUGGCGGUGAUCGGUGAUUAUUGCAAAAUUUACCACAAAUGCAUUAGUGAGAAUGGAUGCGAGGCGUCUAAUCGGGAAAAUAUCGGAACAAAGAAACUCUGUGAAAGUCUUGAUGUUUAUAAGGACCCAUUCAAUCAAUGCCUUGGAGAGUUGUUGGCUGAAAAGGCAGACUCGUGUGGCGGCUAUUUUCUGGCGUAUCGAAACAAGAUGACGAACAGAAAGCGAAUUUUGGUUGCCAGACGGAAUAAAUAUUGCGUUGCGAAGGUCUUGCAAGAUUAUUGCGGUGAAGAUUUGAUGAAAAAGCAUCUAAGCAAGAACAGCCCAUUCCUUUUCGAUUAG